Molecule: messenger RNA, 4026 nt
Organism: Zygotorulaspora mrakii
Lineage: Eukaryota; Fungi; Ascomycota; Saccharomycetes; Saccharomycetales; Saccharomycetaceae
Exons: 1
Coding region: 1-4026 (1341 amino acids)
Source: RefSeq, a predicted model, not a curated record
AUGACUAGACCUGAUCUUAAGCGUGCAAUUGCGGGUUUGUUCCUGUCCUUAGCAAGUACAAAGGCACUUCCCGUGGAGAGCGGCUUUCGCUCUACAGAGAUUGCCGAAUUGAACCCGAGGGAAGGCUUUGACGUUAGUUUUUACAAGUUAGCAAAUGAUCAAGCUAGCGUUGCCGCUUACUGUGGUUCUGAUUGUACCUCUACGGAAUGUUCGUGUACCGACGGAUACGAAACAUUGAAAGAGAAUAUCUUUGGUAGAUCUUCAAAUGUUUCUAAUGUGGAUUUCAAUUAUUCUAGUUGCGCAACAUGCGAUCAUUACUUACCUCCAAACUACAAUUUCGAUUUGGGUAUUGCUAUCCCUAAUUUUAGUAUUCUGAUGACGGGUUAUUUCUGUCCACCAGAAGACGGUAACUAUACUUUCGAAUUUAGCUCAGGGAACGACUUGGCUUACUUGAAUGUUGAUGCUGGUCAUGCUCUUAAUAUUUCCACAAUAAACACAUCGGCUCAGGAUGCCAAUGAUCUAAUUCCUCUUGGUGAAUGGGCCAACAGCACGCCUCAAUCGGCUUUGGCCGCUCAGUACGGUAUGUUUUCCGGUUUGUGUUAUCCAUUAAGUCUUUUAUUUAUUAAGAAGGAGGAAGGCUCUCAGUUUGAAUUCAGAUUUGUCGAUGCAAGAGACGAUGUCCAUGAUGAUUGGUCUGGUUUUGUAUUUAACGCUAAUAGGGAUGGCGAUGAGGCCCACUCAGACUCCAGUCUCUCAAAAAGAUGUUGGGAAGAUGAUCAAAGAACUCCAGUUAAAUGUGAUGUUUGUGAAAAACCAUGGAAACCAACUUAUACAUAUCACCCUUGGACACCAACAUCUUGCAACAGAAAGACUCCUACUACUACUUCAUGUCACGGUUGGCCAACUCCUUCUUCUUGGUCAUGGCCCAGAUGGCCAUGCACUGAGAGUAAAACCACUUCAUGGCACAAAAAGUGGCCAACUACCUCGUGUUCCGAAGAUAAAACCACUUCAUGGCCUAAAAAAUGGCCAACGACUACAUCGUUUCCAAACACUCCAACUACUUUAACAACGACGACUUCUACACCAUGUACCGAAAAAUGGUGUAGUCCAGCAACCUCCAGUUCUGUUACACCAUGCACCGAAAAAUGGUGUAGUCCAGCAACCUCCAGUUCUGCUACACCAUGCACCGAAAAAUGGUGUAGUCCAGCAACCUCCAGUUCUGCUACACCAUGCACCGAAAAAUGGUGUAGUCCAGCAACCUCCAGCUCUGCACCAGCUCCAUCUAGCUCUGUUCCUGUUCCAUCUAGUUCAGCACCAGUUCCAUCCAGCUCUGCUCCAUGUACUGGCAAAGAAUGCAGCUCAUCAUUAGCUCCAUCUAGCUCUGCCCCAGUUCCAUCUAGUUCAGCUCCAGCUCCAGCUCCAUCUAGUUCAGCUCCUGUUCCAUCUAGUUCAGCACCAGCUCCAUCUAGCUCUGCUCCAUGUACUGGCAAAGAAUGCAGCUCAUCAUUAGCUCCAUCUAGCUCUGCUCCAGCUCCAUCUAGUUCAGCUCCAGCUCCAUCUAGUUCAGCUCCAGCACCAUCUAGUUCAGCUCCAGCUCCAGCUCCAUCUAGUUCAGCACCAGCUCCAUCUAGCUCUGCUCCUGUUCCAUCUAGUUCAGCACCAGUUCCAUCCAGCUCUGCUCCAUGUACUGGCAAAGAAUGCAGCUCAUCAUUAGCUCCAUCUAGCUCUGCCCCAGUUCCAUCUAGUUCAGCACCAGCUCCAUCUAGCUCUGCACCAGCUCCAUCUAGUUCAGCACCAGUUCCAUCCAGCUCUGCUCCAUGUACUGGCAAAGAAUGCAGCUCAUCAUUAGCUCCAUCCAGCUCUGCUCCUGUUCCAUCUAGUUCAGCUCCAGCUCCAGCUCCAUCCAGCUCUGCUCCUGUUCCAUCUAGCUCUGCUCCUGUUCCAUCUAGCUCUGCUCCUGUUCCAUCCAGCUCUGCUCCAUGUACUGGCAAAGAAUGCAGCUCAUCAUUAGCUCCAUCUAGCUCUGCCCCAGUUCCAUCUAGUUCAGCUCCAGCUCCAGCUCCAUCUAGUUCAGCACCAGCUCCAUCUAGCUCUGCUCCUGUUCCAUCUAGUUCAGCUCCAGCUCCAGCUCCAUCUAGUUCAGCUCCAGCUCCAGCUCCAUCCAGCUCUGCUCCAGCACCAUCUAGUUCAGCACCAGCUCCAUCCAGCUCUGCUCCUGUUCCAUCUAGUUCAGCUCCAUCUAGCUCUGCUCAAGGUCCUUCAGGUUUCAGCUACAAUAACAUCACAUCAUCGACAACGUCUCCAAGUGGCUCGGGUACUGUUCCACAAAGUUCUACUUUGAGUUCUACUACAGUUCCAUCAAGCCCAGUACCAGGACCUUCAAGCUCUGCUCCUGUUCCAUCUAGUUCAGCACCAGUUCCAUCUAGCUCUGCUCCAGCUCCAUCUAGUUCAGCACCAGUUCCAUCCAGCUCUGCUCCAUGUACUGGCAAAGAAUGCAGCUCAUCAUUAGCUCCAUCUAGCUCUGCUCCAGCACCAUCUAGUUCAGCUCCAGCUCCAGCUCCAUCUAGUUCAGCACCAGCUCCAUCUAGCUCUGCUCCUGUUCCAUCUAGUUCAGCACCAGUUCCAUCCAGCUCUGCUCCAUGUACUGGCAAAGAAUGCAGCUCAUCAUUAGCUCCAUCUAGCUCUGCCCCAGUUCCAUCUAGUUCAGCACCAGCUCCAUCUAGCUCUGCACCAGCUCCAUCUAGUUCAGCACCAGUUCCAUCCAGCUCUGCUCCAUGUACUGGCAAAGAAUGCAGCUCAUCAUUAGCUCCAUCUAGCUCUGCUCCAGCUCCAUCUAGUUCAGCACCAGCUCCAUCCAGCUCUGCUCCAGCUCCAUCUAGUUCAGCACCAGUUCCAUCUAGCUCAGCUCCAGCUCCAUCUAGUUCAGCUCCAGCUCCAGCUCCAUCCAGCUCUGCUCCUGUUCCAUCUAGCUCUGCUCCUGUUCCAUCCAGCUCUGCUCCAUGUACUGGCAAAGAAUGCAGCUCAUCAUUAGCUCCAUCUAGCUCUGCUCCAGCUCCAUCUAGUUCAGCACCAGCUCCAUCCAGCUCUGCUCCAGCUCCAUCUAGUUCAGCUCCAGCUCCAUCUAGUUCAGCUCCAGCUCCAUCCAGCUCUGCUCCUGUUCCAUCUAGCUCAGCACCAGUUCCAUCCAGCUCUGCUCCAUGUACUGGCAAAGAAUGCAGCUCAUCAUUAGCUCCAUCCAGUUCUGCCCCAGGACCUUCAAGCUCUGCUACAGUUCCAUCUGGAUCUUCAAGUGUGUUCAAGACUUCAACUUUAGCUCCUGUGUCAACCGUAUAUCCAGUUGAGAGUGUCUCAUCAUCUGUUGUCACUAUUACUACUGGGGGCAGUACUGUAUUCGUUACGACUUGCUCUGAAUGUCAGAACGCUGCGGCUUCAACGGAAACACAUGCAACCUCUUCUACAGCUUUACCAGCUGGAUCAGGCUCCGUUUCUACUGUAACAACAACUGUUAGUGGUGUUGUGACGGAAUAUACCACUACCUGUCCAGAAAGUGGUUUAACAGCUACUACUGUUUCCGAAGGUACUGAUUCUGCUUCCCAGUCGUUUUCGACCACAACGGAUUCUAUUUUAACUUUGUCAACUGGCGUUUCUAGUGGAGUUACAGUGCCUGCAUCUCAGGAAAGCACUGCACCAGCACAGGCUACCACAGCUUCAACCGUAUCGGCCAAACCUUCCGAGAGCUCUCCUGUAAGUCAAGGUGCCGCUACUUCAGUAGCUCCAAGUCAAAGCGCAAAUCAAGAGCAAGAGAACAAUACCCAAACCACUAAUUCUCAUACUACAUUGACAUCAAGUUCAAGUUCCUAUUAUCCAUCGAGCUCUCUUGAGGCUUACACUCCUGGACCUUCCGGAUCCAUAUACACAGCUUCGGCCUCAUCCAUUUUGUUAAGCUCCUACGAAGGCGGGGCGGCUAUCUCUUUCGCUAAUUCAGCGUUGUACUUCAUCGCCGCUUUGCCUCUAGCCUUGUUAUAG